AACCACUAGGCUACCCUGCCGCCCCAAAUCUCUUGAUGCCGUUAUGGAAACAGGUUUUAUUGGCUAAAUUUGGAAACUCCUAUCUUGCUGCAAAAAAAUUGAAAUAUCUCGUUUUCAGGACCUUUGGGCGGGUUUUGAGACAUCGUUUGGUUAGACAUUUGAUUUUGACCCUGGCAACCCUGCGUAGUAGGUUACUUUACCUGUGUGCAGGUAGCCAAAGUCGCAUCGGAAUGAGAACUUUCGACUCAUUGUUUGCUUGAGUAGUUAGGAUAAAUCUAUGUGUUCGGAUUUAGACUAUAUGUAAGGUUGUCGUCCAUAAUUUAGUUUGUCAUUUGAAACAAUCCCGGAGCAUUCCAGAUGGAAUGAUAUCUGGAACGUGUACUUUCACUUUUACUUACUAGCAUACAGGGCUGUCAAACUCGGACCGAAGGAAAUGGCAGGUAGCUUUUUUGGGAAAGUUAUACUGCUUUUGGUUUAUUUUUUCGCGGAGGUGACAGGUGAACAGCAGUAUGGUGGCCUGGGAAGAGAGAUCACCCUGACCCCCAAGGUCUCAGGUCAGCCUGAGGACAUCCUGUGGAAACACAAUGGGAACAAGGUGGUGGAGUUUGAUAGGAGUCAGAAUGUUGAGUAUGGCAGGUAUAAAGGCAGGACCAUCCUGGACUGGGACUCUGGAGCGCUAACUAUCAAAGGUCUCACUGAUGCAGACAGUGGGCCCUAUGAGUUAGAGGCUGUCGUCAAGGGCAAGCUGCAGUACUCUCAACAUAAGGUGGGGGUUAUUGAUGAUGUGGCACAGCCCAGUGCAACCUGUGUGGUUGACACCACAACCCCAGAGAACAUGGACAGAACCCUGCUGUGCUCAGCUGACCUCCAGCCCCUGACCCAGUUCUUCUGGAGGAGUCCUGAGGGGUCAGAGAGUCCUGGACCUGAACUGUUCAUACCUGGGGGGGAGAACCAGGAUUCUGAGAACCAGGAGUCUAUCUACACAUGUGUGGUGAAAAACCCUGUGAGUGAGAAAAGUGCAGAGUUCACCCUGAAGAACUGCUACACUGAGGAAGGCUCAUCCAGUGUCCUGGCUGUGGUCCUGUCCAUUCUCCUUCUCCUCGUCUUAGUUGCUGUUCUGGCAUUUCUCUUGUGGUACUACUGGAGGAAAGGCAAGAAACCAGCUGAAGCUGCACUGAGAAAAUCUGAAGAAGAGAAAGGACUGGUGGAAGAUAUAAAACAAGGAAACAAAGAUCCUGAGGAUGACCAUUCUGAGAACACUGGAAAUAUAACUUCUAUACCAAAAGGAAUGGUAAAAGAGCAGGUAGAGCUGAUAAACAAGCAGAAUGCAGAUCCAAAUAGGAUAUGGCAAACUGAACCAGCUGGAAGAAUUUUCUCUCCAACAAAAAGUAGGGGUCACAGCCUUCUAUACAGACAGAAUGACAGUCUCUCAGACAAACAGACAGUGACAGACACAGAGCAUGUACAGGACAAGCCCAACCCAGGCCAACAAGACCUAGUCACACCAGACCCCACCCCUGCCCAACAAGACCUAGUCACAGAAGACCCCACCCCUGCCCAACAAGACCUAGUCACACCAGACCCCACCCCUGCCCAACAAGACCUAGUCACAGCAGACCCCACCCCUGCCCAACAAGACCUAGUCACAGAAGACCCCACCCCUGCCCAACAAGACCUAGUCACAGCAGACCCCACCCCUGCCCAACAAGACCUAGUCACAGAAGACCCCACCCCUGCCCAACAAGACCUAGUCACAGAAGACCCCACCCCUGCCCAACAAGACCUAGUCACAGCAGACCCCACCCUUGCCCAACAAGACCUAGUCACACCAGACCCCACCCAGGCCCAACAAGACCUAGUCACACCAGACCCCACCCCUGCCCAACAAGACCUAGUCACAGAAGACCCCACCCCUGCCCAACAAGACCUAGUCACAGAAGACCCCACCCCUGCCCAACAAGACCUAGUCACAGCAGACAGCACCCCUGCCCAACAAGAACUAGUCACAGAAGACCCCACCCCUGCCCAACAAGACCUAGUCACAGCAGACCCCACCCUUGCCCAACAAGACCUACUCACACCAGACCCCACCCCUGCCCAACAAGACCUAGUCACAGCAGACAGCACCCCUGCCCAACAAGAACUAGUCACAGAAGACCCCACCCCUGCCCAACAAGACCUAGUCACAGCAGACCCCACCCUUGCCCAACAAGACCUACUCACACCAGACACCACCCCUGCCCAACAAGACCUAGUCACACCAGACCCCACCCAGGCCCAACAAGACCUAGUCACACCAGACCCCACCCCUGCCCAACAAGACCUAGUCACACCAGACCACUCCCAGGCCCAACAAGACCUAGUCACACCAGACCACUCCCAGGCCCAACAAGACCUAGUCACACCAGAAUCCAAAGAAUCCAAGCUAGGCACGCCCACACCAGAACCCAACCAGGAAACAGUUCCAGCUCCAGGGACAGCUUCAGGACAAAAAUACCCAAUCACAACAGAGACAGCUUCAGGCCAAAAAUACCCAAUCACAACAGAGACAGCUUCAGGACAAAAAUACCCAAUCACAACAGAGACAGCUUCAGGACAAAAAUACCCAAUCACAGCAGGGACAGCUUCAGGACAAAAAUACCCAAUCACAGCAGGGACAGCUUCAGGUCAAAAAUACCCAAUCACAACAGAGACAGCUUCAGGACAAAAAUACCCAAUCACAGCAGGGACAGCUUCAGGCCAAAAAUACCCAAUCACAACAGAGACAGCUUCAGGACAAAAAUACCCAAUCACAACAGAGACAGCUUCAGGCCAAAAAUACCCAAUCACAACAGAGACAGCUUCAGGACAAAAAUACCCAAUCACAACAGAGACAGCUUCUGGACAAAAAUACCCAAUCACAGCAGGGACAGCUCCAGGCCACACAGACUCAGCAGGCACAACAGAGGCAGCUCCAGGCCAAACAGAAUCAGCAGGCACAACACCCAAAUGGAUUCCACUAAAUGCAGAAACAGAUAAACCCAACCAGGACAUAGGGCACAAGAAGGCCCUGCUAGAGCUGAACAAACCAGGUCUUAAACAGGAGAAUGAACUAGACCAAGAAUCAGACAAGCCCCAAGAGGAGAUGACAAACCUGUACACGGGAGAUGGUAAACAUGAGAGCGACUCAGGCACUUAAUGAUGAAUGAUGAAAAGCCAGAGAUAAAGAUCCAAGGAGAAGGACCGUACACAGCAGACCACAAAGACAAUAACCAAACACAUCAACACACACAGGAGGACAACCAGGACAUCCAGUCAGGGGAACCAGCCAGGGGAGUGAAGACAGAAUAAUGAUGUGGAAGAAUAAGGGAAAGUGCAAAGAGUAAGUAAUGAGGAGAACAGAGAUGGGAUAAUGGACCACAAUAGAUGUAUGGGUGCAAACACAGAGGAGAUGAUGGGGGAAAUGAAGUAGAGAUGGAGGAGGAAGGGAUAGAGCAGAAGGAACCAGCCACAGAGAAAGAAGGAGAUAAUACCAACCAAACAUCUACUCAGAGUGAUGAGGAGUUGGAUGAGACACCCAUCACAGACCCCAAUGAGCAGCACAUUACCCAGACUACACUACAGGGUAGUCCACUGGGUAGUCCAGUGACAAUAAUCCCUAAUGCAAAUAACCCAGUAGAAUUAUGGGUAAACUGUAUGACUUUAAAUCCACUGUUUUUGAGAUGACACUAAAGUUUGGAUAACAGGUCUCCACCUUAUUUUCUACUGAGGUGCUACCCUCAUACUGUUAGAAGAAAAACUCUGGUGAAGAAAAUGCUGGAUGCUACAGUGUAAUAAAAGCAUUGGAAUUUCUUGAUUUUGGUUUCAUAGUUUGCAAACAGCAUUUUAUUCUCUAGUUAUAUUCAGUUCUAUGUACCUGUGGUAGCUAACAUAAUACAUUAUUUACUACAAGUUAAUACACUAUUUGUUAUUUUAUCUCAAUUUAAAUAUAUGUUUUAAUGAACCUUAACAUACUGUUAUUGCUAAAGAACUUACUUAGGCUACUGAUAUGCCAUCUUGAUGGGUUGUCAGAGGUCCUCAGUGAUCAGUGUAAAUAAAUAAAUGUUAACAGAAUGAUGUGAAUAAAUGACUAAAACAAGCGGUUGUCACUCUGCAUCAUGUGGGACUAAACAGCCCUCAGUAGUGGCCUGUAUUCAUGGAUGCCAAGGGAAGCCAGGCUUCCCCAACUAUUUAAACAAUCAAUAAAUACAAAUUCUCAAAUCA
Molecule: messenger RNA, 4242 nt
Organism: Oncorhynchus kisutch (coho salmon)
Lineage: Eukaryota; Metazoa; Chordata; Actinopteri; Salmoniformes; Salmonidae
Product: cell surface glycoprotein 1
Exons: 8
Coding region: 434-3178 (914 amino acids)
Cellular component (GO): membrane
Source: RefSeq, a predicted model, not a curated record